UGUAACAUAACGGCCACCACAUGGGUUCGAAAGAAAGCGCGGAAAGCUGUGUGAUUGGACAAAAAGGUGAUCAAUGGAUACAAACAAAAUCUGUGUGGGACAUUUGAGCCAGAAACUCGGUUUUAUUUGAUCGAAUAUGCGGGCACCUUCUAGAAAUGUGUCUGCCCGAAACCAUUUCUACGACAAUCAAUACAUUACUGACGUGUGUGUCUGUUCCCUGAUCUGUAUAGGUGCGUCUGCUUGGGAUAAAAGCAAAGAAGAGAGUCGACUGCGUAACUCAGUGUAAGAGCCACCCAACCUGCUGUGAGAUUCUAGGACCAGGAAUCAUGACUUAUUCCUCUUCGAACAACACCACCGGCCACUGCGUAGAGUUAUUUGAAAAUCAAAUUUGCUCCAAACCCAAACUCUCCUACGAGGAUCGUAUCGUGGCAAUGGCCGUGCUGUCUUUUUUCAUCUCGGCCACGAUAUUCGGCAACUGCCUCAUCAUCACCGCCAUCGCCUUCUUCAGGCAACUGCAGACAAACACCAACGCUCUCGCGCUGUCGCUCGCCGUGUCCGACCUCCUGGUGGGGGCCAUCAUCAUGCCGUUCAGUGUAAAUCGCUCCGUGUAUCAGUGCUGGUUUCAUGGACGCGUCUUCUGCAAGGUUCAUUUCUUCCUCGAUUACGCAAUCUGCAACGCGUCCAUCCUCUGCCUGGGCUGCAUCGCCUUCGACCGCCACGUGGCCAUCUGCGACCCGCUGCGCUACGCUCAGCGCGUGACCAGGGGGACGCUGGCGUCCAUGAUAGUGCUCAUCUGGGUGGGUGCCGCUCUCCUCUCGGCACCCAUUCUGCUCAGUCUUAGUGAAACGUGGGCCAAGGGAAUAAUAGAGAUCACGGGUUGUCCCGACGGCUGCCACUUCGCCGUUCACGUCAUCUUGACGCUCGUCGUGGGCAUCCUGCCCUAUUUCAUCAUCAUGCUGCUCAUGCUGCUGGUGUACGGUCGGAUCUACGGCGUGGCGCGCAGGCAGUCGCGUCAGAUCAACAACUCCAGAGGCUCGAGGGCGAGCGACGCCGACAGCAGGAGCAAGUGGGUGGCCAUGAGACGCGAGCACAGCGCCACGCUCACCCUGGGCAUGAUCGUGGGCUUCUACCUCGUCUCCUGGUUGCCCUACUUCACGGCGAGCGUCCUCGAAAUGGCAUUCGGCAUCUCGACCAGUGCGCUCGUGUGGGCGACGGUGACUUGGUUUGGUUACGCCAAUUCUGUGGUCAACCCGAUCCUCUACGCAACAUUCAACCGCCCGUUCCGCACCGCGUUCCGCAUCAUCUUCAGCAGCGAGAUGUUCGCCCCUGGGGCCAGAGGCGCUGACCUGCACGGUUUGAAGGUGGCAGGUGGCUGACGUAAUAUUUAAAUUAUUUAAUAUUAAUUUUAAAAAAUAUAUAUUUUUGGUUAUUCAAUACAUUCUAAAUGUUAUACGACGUGGCUCAUAGCACUUCAUGAUAUAAGCUGGACUUACCUAAAGUCUGGACCGAACCCAAGCACGUUAAUGGUGUUAUUUGUUUUUAUAAAUCCGUAACUUAAGAAAAAUAUAACAUGCAGACGCUCAUAUUAGAAAUGAGGGACUUUCAGUCCGAUAAUCUCUCCAGCUAUAAUAAUAAUGCCCCUGAAACUAGAAAUACAUAAUACAGUAUAGCUCUUUGACAGUGUAUUACUGGAUGUAGGCCUACCCACCUGGCCAGAAGAGAUUAUUAAAGUAGUGGAAGGCUAGGUUUCGUUUAAGUAUGACUGUCAGCGGAAUUGAAUGCAAAUGGACAUGUUCCUAUUGCAGUAAACUAAUCACUGUAUUCGCAGCCAUAAGAAUAUGGAAUUUCCAUUUCUGGUAGUUGGCUACAAAUAUAUGAUAUUUAUUCAAUUUCUGGUAGUUGACUACAAAUAUAUAUUUAUUCAAUUUUAUAUACU
Petromyzon marinus (sea lamprey) is the source of this 1936-nucleotide messenger RNA. Its product is annotated as trace amine-associated receptor 365-like. NCBI's taxonomy places the organism in Eukaryota, Metazoa, Chordata, Hyperoartia, Petromyzontiformes, Petromyzontidae. Gene Ontology annotation, biological process: adenylate cyclase-activating adrenergic receptor signaling pathway; positive regulation of MAPK cascade. Gene Ontology annotation, molecular function: G protein-coupled receptor activity. The record is from RefSeq and is a predicted model, not a curated record. Gene Ontology annotation, cellular component: plasma membrane.